GUGGGGGUGGGGGAUUGUUUCGGCGGCCAUGCGCUGCCGUUUCGUGGUGAUUGAGAAGUGGAAGGUGAUGCCUUGCGUGGUGGUGGGUCGCGGGUUGUCGGCGCGGGGGGUGAAAUUGGGAUAGGGUUGCCGUUGGGAUUUGGGAUUUUAUCGGCGGAGGAGAUGACUCGGGAGGAGAGGAGCUCGAGUGCUAGGAAGAAGGAGAAGUUGGAGGUUCAUUUCGAUUCGGACGACAAUGAACCCAUCGGGUCACUUCUGAAGUUGAAGAAGUCGCGAAAGAGCAAGAGGGUUAAGUUGGGGUUGGAUGAUCUCGGGGAAGAAGGUAGAAAACGUGGGGCUAGUGAAGAGAAACCGCUGCUGGUGGAGGAUUUGGGGGGCAUGGACGAUACAUUGGCGAGCUUUAAGAGGAAAUUAAAAGGUCCAAAGAGAGAGCGCAGGAGCUCGGUGUUAAGCAGCGUUUCUUCAGAUGCGGUGGAGCUGUUGGAACAUUCUGCUAAAGAAAACAUGGAUGAUAGGAUUGCGGACUCAAUUUCAAUGGAAUUGGUUGUGGAAAAGGGUCAAGAGGCUGGUGGCGAUGGAUCUCAUAAAAGGGCUGGAAAAGAAAGUAAGGGAAGAGCAAAGAGGCCGAAAUUCGAUCCAACCGUGAAAUUGGUUGAGGACCAAAAUAAGUCCUACGGUGAUGAUUCGAAAGAUUUGGAACCUCGGCAUGAUUCACUAGAAGAAGACAAUCAUCAAGAUGUUCCAGGAAAAGGUCCUGGUGAUUUAGCGGAUGGCCUGUUGGAAGACUCAAUAUCAUCAUUUUUCAGGGGGGCACAAUCUGGUGAUCUUGGUUUUAAACAGAAAAUGGGGGGACAUACUACAGAUCAUGGGUGCAGUCACCAGUCUGAUGGUGUUCCCGGAGAUUUUCAUGCUGCUGCAGAAGUUAAAGAACAUCAUACUGCUCACCUCUCAAUGGAACUUCUAUCCAAGAACCUGAAAUGCACAGAUAGAACAUGUCUGAAUGCUGGUUCAGCUUCGGAUGAAUGUGACGUUGUAGACAAUGAGCCCUUUAGUAAAAAUAUGAAUCACGCAUCUAGCUGCAUAGAAGAAGGAAAUAACUCAGCUGUCAGUUUCUUUUCAGCUGAAGUUGGACCUUCCUCUGAUGCUUGUGGGAUGAGCAAACUGGGCGAGGAGGCCGGUGCAUGCUUGACGAGUGCUCAAGUCGAUGACGUCAGUUCAGCUCCUGUGGAAAAGGCUGUGUUGGAAAUGGAAACCAUCAAGCAUGGGCUAAAGCACUGUUCUAUGGCGAAGACAUGCACUUCGGUGGUGGAUAUCAAUGGGUCAUGGAAAACUCUGUCUGUCACAGAAACAAAGGAAGAGACUUAUGGAAUGGGUCGGGUUGAAUCCACUAAAGGAUUUACUGAUGUAUCGUGUGGAGACCAAGCGGGCAUUUCCAUUUCGAGGCUUGGAGAAGAAAUUGUGGAGCUUUCAGUCAAUGACAGAGUAUCAAAUGUCUUAUUUCCAAAUACAUCAAAGGAUGAUCAACAAUGUAACCACGGAUAUGUUUCAAAGUUGAUAUCUUGCGAGCCACCUGAGAGCCGUAUAGGGAUUGAAGAAGCCGCUGUGUCAAAAAUCAGUUCGGAUGUUAGUCAGUCUACGUCCGAUCAUACUCAGCCUCACUCAUCAUCUCGUGACACCUCUAAAGGAACUCCCUUUCCUAGUCGGGACUAUACUUCAACUGAAGGAUUGACUACGAGGGCAUCCCUUAUCCCUAGUUUUCAGGACGAGAAGGACAAUGAUCCUGAAGAUAAUCGUGAUUCAAGCAGCAAAGACACUAAGCUCUCAGCUAUGCAGCGUUUACUACGCAAGGUCAGAAAGCAUAGGCAUGGAGACAUGGCUUAUGAGGGAGAUGCUGAAUGGGAGACUCUAAUGGAUGGGCAAGGUUUUCUUGAAAACCAUCGGGUUGGGGGUAUUGUCCGUUCAUAUAGAAGCAGAGGGAAGCCUGAUUUGUCUUCAAAUGGUGGUGCUGUAGCAGUGUCAGUAGGACUAAGAGCUCGAGCAGCUGGUCCAUUCGAGAAGAUUCAAUUCAAGGAGUUCUUGAAACGAAAAGGCAGCCUUCAUGAGUAUCUAGAUUGCAGGAAUUGGAUCUUAAGUCUUUGGAGCAAAGAUGCUAGCAAUAUAUUGUCUCUUGCGGACUGCGGAGUUGCAGAAUCUCCCUCAGACAAUGAACCAGCUCGAGCUUCAUUAAUUAGAGAAAUAUAUGUUUUUCUCGAUCAGAAUGGUUAUAUCAAUACUGGAGUUUCAACAGCUAAGCAGAGAGCCACAUCAAAUGCGGGUCAAAAUGAUGAGGUUAUGGGUGAAAAGGAUUUUGAAAAGAUUGGUGGGGUGUCCAUUGCUCCAGAUGAGCAGAGAGCCAAAUUAAGUGUUGAACCAGAUGAUGAGAUUUCAGGUGAAAAAAAUCUUGAGAAGAUCAGUGGGGUGUCUUUUGCUGAAACGGUGGGCAAGUUUUCUGCUGCACUUGGUCAGUUCAAGAGCUCUGAAACAUGUAUGGAGGCAAAUGGCAGUGUAGUAAUGAUUAGUGAAGAAAGUUCCAAAUCAGAAAUCUUGGAGUGCCAGAGCCUUCAUUCAAAGAUGUUGCAGUCACCCUGUGACACAAAAGCUAAUUGCCUGGACAACCGUCACUCUGGAAACGAUUUGACUGAUACAGAUUUUCCAAAGAAGUCAGAUAUAGAUGUUUUACCUGCUGAUCAGUCCUCCAAAGCUAUGGAAUUCUGUUUGGAACCUGCUAUGGCUUCAGAAUCAGUGGAGUGUCCUGAUUCUGUUAAAUGCAUCUCAAAUGUUCAGGCAGGGCAUUUGAAAUGCAGCUUGGAUGCUGGAAAGAAGAUAAUAGUUAUAGGAGCAGGUCCUGCCGGCUUAACAGCUGCUCGACAUUUGCACCGCCAGGGUUUUUCAGUGACUGUGCUUGAGGCUAGGAGUCGGUUAGGUGGUCGAGUUCACACUGACCGUUCGUCUCUUUCUGUUCCCGUUGAUCUUGGGGCAAGCAUCAUUACUGGCGUUGAAGCUGAUAUGGACACUGAAAGAAGACCAGAUCCUUCUUCAUUGAUCUGUUCGCAGUUGGGCCUCAAAUUGACUGUGUUAAACAGUGAUUGCCCUCUCUAUGAUAUUGUAACGGGUCAGAAGGUUCCUACUGAUCUUGAUGAAACCUUGGAAGCUGAAUACAACAGCCUUCUAGAUGAUAUGGUAUUGGUCGUCGCACAAAAUGGGGAACGUGCCAUGCAAAUGUCACUUGAGGAUGGUUUAGAAUAUGCACUUAGGAGGCGCCGAAUGGCACAAGUAGGAACAGAUAUUGGAGAAAGUGAACUGCAGAACUCUUCACUUAUCAAUUUAAAAACUAGGACUAACAGUGGAGUUCCUGAUGAUAGUUUUCUAAAGGAGGACAUAUUGAGUCCCCUUGAAAGAAGGGUGAUGAAUUGGCAUUUUGCCCAUUUGGAGUAUGGUUGCGCUGCAUUGCUGAAGGAAGUUUCCCUUCCGCAUUGGAAUCAAGAUGACAUAUAUGGAGGAUUUGGGGGAGCUCACUGUAUGAUAAAAGGGGGUUAUAGUACUGUCAUUGAGUCUCUUGCAAAGGACCUCAAUAUACAUCUAAAUCAUAUAGUAACAGACAUUUCCUAUAGUACCAACGAGAGUGGCUCAAUUGAUGGAGACUCUUACAGAGUUAAGGUUUCCACUUCAAAUGGCAAUGAGUUUUUAGGAGAUGCUGUUCUGGUGACGGUACCCCUUGGGUGCUUAAAAGCUGAGACCAUUAAGUUUCAUCCUCCAUUACCUCAAUGGAAACAGCUUUCCAUUAAGCAACUUGGUUUUGGAGUCCUCAAUAAAAUAGUUUUAGAAUUCACGGAAGUAUUUUGGGAUGACACUGUGGAUUAUUUUGGAGCAACUGCAGAGGAAACAAAUUGCAGAGGGCAGUGCUUCAUGUUCUGGAAUGUCAAGAAAACUGUUGGAGCUCCUGUUCUUAUAGCCCUAUUGGUUGGGAAGGCUGCACUCGAUGGUCAAUGUAUGACCUCACCUGACCAUGUAGGUCAUGCUGUUAUGGUUCUUCGUAAACUGUUUGGAGAGGCAUCUGUUCCUGAUCCAGUUGCAUCUGUUGUCACUGACUGGGGUAGGGAUCCUUUUAGUUAUGGUGCUUACUCCUAUGUUGCGAUCGGAGCAUCCGGAGCAGAUUAUGACAUUCUGGGCAAACCUGUCGAUAACUGUUUAUUUUUUGGUGGUGAAGCCACCUGUAAGGAGCAUCCUGAUACUGUUGGUGGUGCAAUGAUGAGUGGACUUAGGGAGGCUGUUCGAAUCAUGGACAUAUUGAGUACUGGAAAUGAUAACAAGGCAGAAGUGGAGGCCACGGAAGCUGCACAAAGGCAAUCUGACCAUGAAAGAGAUGAAGUCAGGGACAUAAUCAAGAGGCUUGAGGCAGUUGAAAUCUCGAAUUACCGUUACAAGAACUCCUUGGAAGGUGACUAUAUCCUUUCCAGGGAAGGUUUGCUGCAGGAGUUGUUUUUCAACACUAAAGCCACUGCUGGAAGACUGCAUGUGGCAAAGGCACUUCUACGCCUUCCCGUUGAAGCCUUGAAGUCAUUUGCUGGCACCAAAGAAGGGCUUAGCACACUUAACUCAUGGAUACUGGACUCAAUGGGAAAGGAUGGGACCCAACUCCUGCGUCACUGUGUUCGCCUUCUGGUUCUUGUGUCCACUGAUCUUCUUGCAGUGCGUCUGUCAGGUAUUGGAAAAACUGUGAAGGAGAAAGUCUGCGUGCAUACGAGCCGUGAUAUACGAGCUAUAGCGAGUCAACUGGUUCAUGUAUGGCUUGAAGUCUUUCGCAAGGAAAAAGCUUCUUUGAAGAGUAAAUCUGUUAGAGAUCCUUCUGCCGGGAGGCUACCUGUGCGGACCCAACUCGGUGGUUAUGAUGCUAAAGGAAACACACAUGCGUCGCCUUCUAUUACAAACGUUAAAAAAGUGAAAAGUAAAUCAGCCAAGUUAGAAAACGACUCAAGAUCGGAAAGCAAUUCGUCAAGGUCACGAGGGUCAGUGGAGAGACGUGAUAGAAUUAUGGUUGGGAAUGAAAAGAUGGUCAUGUCUGAGGAAGAAAAGGCUACUUUAGCUGCUGCAGAAGCAGCCAGUGCCGCAGCACUGGCAGCUGCCGAGGCAUAUGCAUCUUCAGAAGCGAAGUGGAGGACAAUGUUGCAGCUCCCCAAGAUACCCUCAUUUAACAGAUUUGCUCGAAGGGAGCAAUAUGCUCAGAUGGAUGAAUCCGAACUUCAGAGAAAGUGGCCUGGUGGUGUUUUAGGGCGACAAGAUUGCAUAUCUGAAAUAGACUCUAGGAAUUGCAGAGUUAGGGAUUGGUCUGUUGAUUUCCCUCCUUUUAUUAACCUUGAAAGUUCAAGAAUGUCAGCAGAAAACCUAUCGCAUCAGAGCCAUUCAAAUGAUAUUGCGAACAAUUUGAACUUCAGAGAAAACUCUGGAGAAAGUGUGGCAGUAGAUAGUAGCAUAUAUACACAGGCGUGGGUAAAUGCGUCUGGAAGUGUGGAGGGAAAAGAUUAUCAUGCCAUUGAAAGAUGGCAAUCUCAAGCAGCUGCUGCGGAGUCUGAUGCCUUCCUACCAAAUAUGCAUGUAAAGGAUGAGGAGGACUCAAAUUCUCUCCCGAGACCACCGGCCCGUAAGCGGGAUGGGCUUGCUAAUGAGAGCUCUCUAUCGCAGAUUACUGUAAACAAAGAUUCGAAUCAGAAUCAGCAUCGAGGAGCAGAUCGAAUUAAACAGGCAGUGGUAGAUUAUGUUGGGACUUUGCUCAUGCCCCUUUAUAAAGCCAGAAAAAUUGAUAGGGAGGGAUACAAGUCUAUAAUGAAGAAAACAGCGACAAAGGUCAUGGAGCAAGCUACAGAUAAAGAGAAAGCAAUGUUAGUAGCAGAGUUUCUUGAUUUUAAGCGUCGGAAUAAGAUCCGUGCUUUUGUGGACAAAUUGAUUGAGAAGCAUAUGGCGGCUAAACCAGUUAUGAAACCAUGAUAGGCUAUAGGACUUUCUGGUCCUUCAUUGUUUAUGCCUGUCUUCCUGGAAUAUUGACUCAUACUGGUUGACUUCCUUUGAUGAUGGUGGUCAAUGAUAGAGGCAUUGAAAGGAUUGCUUGCUCUAAAUUCUCAAGAAGGUCCAAGUUUGCUGGUCGUGGAGGAUCUGCCAUAGAGUGGUGAAUAUUGUUCAACUUAUUUUGGCUCAGACAUGUGGUGCUUUGAUGAAAUUGGUGGCUUCUUGCAAAUGUCCUCGGUCACCAAAGCAAGUUAUCUUGUGAUGCAACAUUUUAGACUGACUUCGAUUGGCUGGGAAAAUUCUGAUGUGAUCGGUUUAGCUUUAUGCAGCUUGUACUUCCAAGGUGGAUAUGAGGAACCCAUUUUUUUCAAGGGAUACACCUAGAUUAGAGACUUUUUGUUAGAUGUUUUUUAUUUUAUUUGAUAACAUAUGUACAUUGUAGGAUAUUAUCAGCAAUUGACCCUAUAGAAGAAUCACAUUCUGUGCGCAAAGCGCUGAAUGUUUUUAUAUGCAAGUUGAAUCAAUUACCAUUUCAACAUAUUCAAGUGUUUACACACACUGCUGUGUUCCAUUGGACAUCAUUUUUCUUUUUAUUUAUUUUAUUUUUCUUGGCUUCCUUGUUUCCAAAGUUGAACAAAAAAACAUGGACCAAAGUCCUAUAUUCGGAGUUUCAAUGGUUCCCAAGAAGCAUUGGUAGCUGUUCAAGUACUGUUGGCAGAGGCAUCUGGAAAGAUUGGACGUUCACAUAUCUGAAAUUUGGGAUUAGCAUCUUUAUCUAGAGUUUUGCUAUUGUCUCCUCUGGAUUGUGUGCAGGUAAACCUGUUUCAUCCGCAUCAUUGUAGUGGUUAGCUACCAACCAGCACAGAUGUUGCUUGAGAAUUAAGUUUUGAUGUUGCAAUAUGCAAUAGAGGCUUUGCAAAGCAUCCAAGCAAGUGGUAUCUAUUUGGAAAGAAACCAUGGAUUCACAUCAUGAAGCCAGCCUUUCUGUGAAUAUGUUUUUGGUGCACAAUACUCAUUGUUGUUCACUACCUUUUGCCAGGUUUUAUGGACGAGCCUGUUGCUUCUGUCCCUGCAAGGUAUGAUUUUGGGCUCCUUCAAUGUUGACCUGUUGAUUCUAUGUAUGUCUGUGUUCAUAUGCUCAAUGUGACUGUAUAUAUUGACGAAUUAUCCUGCUCAGCCAUACUAUUCAUGAACUGCUAUCCUCUUCUAUUCUGUUGAAAUUUGUCCUCUUAUUGGUAGUACAGUAUCUUGCUUGUGUGGAUCAUGCAUGUAUCUGAACAAUUUUAUAUGUCCUGCAGUUUUUAUGUGCCGAGAUCAAUCAAGAAUACUUUGGUACGAAUUACUUGUCCAAGCGAAAAAGGUAAGACUGGACAAGAGUCGAGUGUCUUUUCUGUGGGAUUGUGAAUUAUAUUUCCACUUUGCCGAAGGCACUAUGUAAUGGCGCAGGGUUGGCACAUUGGGCAGCAUCUUUGUUGACGCGUUAAGGGACUCUAAUUUAUGUGACUUGUCUGAUCUCCAUUGGUCACUGCAAGCAGUUGAGAGGAGAGAUCAUCUAUCGAUGAUCGCUGUCCCAAGAAUAUGCGUUUUUAACUGUUAGUUAUGUCUGUUUUUAACCUCACCCUGAUUACCCUUGUACCAGGGAGGAAUUCUCUAUCGUGCCAUACUAUACGAAUAAUCUAGCCAGUUGAAGGAAAUCUCGGGCUCUCAUCUGUAACUUGAAUGAUCAGCUGCUAAACUGCUUGCAAGUGCAAGUUCUUUUUUCUAGUGAAAACUAGGGAUCAGCUUUGUGUAAACUCUCAGGUUGUCGUGUGCGAAACCAGAAGAACUGGCUCGGCUUCUUAGACUGCUGACUGCUACUUUCAUGGCCAUACUCUCGGAAAUCGACCUGGAACAUUUGUGCUCAGAGAAUACGUACAGAAAUUCCUUGGACCUGCUGUGUAAAAGCUCUACUUGCUUGAGGUCGCAAAACCUGUAUAGCGGUUAAUGUAGCUUAUCAAGUUUCUUUGAUUUA
Molecule: messenger RNA, 8050 nt
Organism: Eucalyptus grandis
Lineage: Eukaryota; Viridiplantae; Streptophyta; Magnoliopsida; Myrtales; Myrtaceae
Product: lysine-specific histone demethylase 1 homolog 3
Exons: 8
Coding region: 163-6021 (1952 amino acids)
Molecular function (GO): oxidoreductase activity; protein binding
Source: RefSeq, a predicted model, not a curated record